Messenger RNA from Babesia bigemina, 3858 nucleotides. RefSeq lists its product as hypothetical. The transcript is spliced from 4 exons. Bases 1 to 3858 code for a protein of 1285 amino acids. The record is from RefSeq and is a predicted model, not a curated record. NCBI's taxonomy places the organism in Eukaryota, Apicomplexa, Aconoidasida, Piroplasmida, Babesiidae.
AUGCCCCUUUCAUACUGCUGCCACAUCAUCGCAUCCAUUGAGCUGCGGUAUGCAUCGGACACACGCAUACCCAAGAAGAUUCUUCGAGCUUUUAAGUAUCCUAGGAUCGAGGAUCACGAUGAAGCUCCUGGAUCGUCUAGUGGCGAGUUUCUCGCCUCUCCGGCGACCUGGAUGGACGACGUCGAUGUCUGCAACAGCAUCCUUCAAUCGCACGGCUACUCAAUCGGGGGUGGCGCCUUAAGUAUAAGGAAGCUGGAUUCUAAUGCCGGGCAACCCAUAAAGCGGUUGCGGAACCAACCAAGCCGAGGCGAACCAACUUCCGGGCAGACGCCCAUAACGGAGAAUGGAAAUAUAGACGGCGCCGUUAUGAGCUAUAUAUGCGGCAUCGUGAGGCGUUCAAUGGUGUACCACUUAUGCCUCUACGAUGACUACUCCAAGGACUUUGAACACAUCGUUUCCAAACCAUCCGAUGUCACUCGGGAUAUUUGCAGCAUACGCAAGCAUUCGGCUUAUGAGAUGCUGUGCAGCCUAAGGGAUUGUCUAACGCAGCUGCGCAGCAGGAGCACUGACACCAUGGAGGCAGUGCUCGUCACCGACGAGUACAGCGGCAUAUUCACGAAUGAAGAGAUCAUCAUCACACGCUCCACAAUUGGCUUUCGCAACAUGCUUGCCGAUGAGGGUAUUAAGUUUUACAACUUGUACGAUCCGGCUUCCUCUUCCUCUGGUAACCUCCUAGCCUUGGAAAAUUGGGGCAACUGUCUUGACAAUCUCGUCAAUGAUUAUUUACAGAUGUCAACAACAAAGGAUCGGGAAGAUAACCAGGAACCUAAAAGCGAUGAGUUGGCCAUCGUUCCGGUGUCAGAUGGAGCCCCUUUUGUUGAGAGCACGCUGCCUGCGAAGGAUGCCUUUUUCAAGGCACUCAAUCUGCCGGUGUCUGAUCAUGACAUCAACGUGUUGACCGUGAAAGGGCGCGCACACUGCCGAAAGCUGUUGAAAUUUUUAGAUAGGCUGUGUAAGUCGGCGCUUUUGAAACUGAAAUCAGCGAGGUUGCACUGUGCCCCCGUAAAAAUUGUGCUGUCGAAUUUCCCUGUAAUAUUCUCUAAGCUCCAGGAACUCCGCAUUUCAUCCGACGAAAUGGAGGAUGGCGUCGCCAAUGAACACAACAGCCUUAGCAUUAGAGGCCUGAUACUGCCGGGUGUUUUGAAUGGUAUCUUCAAAGUCGUACGGCGCAUGCAGACUCAGGGCACAAUCCAAGAUGUUUCCAUAACUCUCACAUACAAUACUGAUAUGGACGCUGAGCUCCAUGAAAGCAUGCUACAGAUAUCGGAGAAAAACAGGAUAUACAACAAUUUCAUGGCGAACGUAAAUUCGUUGGAGAGCACCUCACAGAGGAUUUAUCGCACGCUGAGGAAGCUGGUGCCAUUUACCAACUUCGUGGUGCACAAGGGGAGGAUUAGCGUGCCUUACAAGGGUGCGCUCAGGGAUCACGGUCAUAUCGAGUUGUCGCAUCCCGACAAUGUCCCCAAACUGGAGAGCAGGACCCUGUACCUCACUGACGCGUCCCUUUCCCAGGAGCAUAUGAGGCCUAUGCCUGCAGAAUCUGAACAAAGUUGCGACAAAGUGGUGGUAUUGAAAGACACGCUUUAUGCCAACCUCGCUAUGGUGAAAUUUACCAUGGAACAUCUAGAGGGUGCGCAUACAGUUUCCGUGAUACCAACGAAAAGCCUCAUAGACGAAGUUCUUUCCUAUGUGCCCUGUAUUAGCGCCUCAUCUGAGAAGGAUAACUCGCGGUUCACAAAGUGUUAUGUUGAUCUCUAUCCCAUCCUAAACAAUGACAACGUGCAUGCGACCAUGGAUAUACAGCCGUAUCACUUGGUUAACUUAGCUUGGUUAAUGGGUUAUCUCCUCCAUCGUGGUGGGUUCUUGCCAUUUAUAGACCGUGAAAGCUGUAAUGAAAGCGCGGCGAUGCAAACGUUGGAUUCGGAUCUUUUGUAUUCGUCUCUAUCACUGUCCAGAUCGCUUUCCGAAGAGUUCAGCGUUUUCUUGGAUGGGUCGGUGCCGGAGAUGUUCAAAACUGAUGUGUCCCCAAUGGCCGGAGACCCUUUGGCCCAGCAGUCUUAUAUAAUAAAGCUCGUGCACCACGUGACUUUCAACAAGCGUUUUCAGAAUCUUUUGGGGAUGUCUUACCAUGAGCACGCCCGCAGGAAACUGGAAGGGAUGCCCAGUUUGGAUGUAAAGCGAAAGGUUUCGAAUGAUACGAUUUCUCUGAUCUCGCGUGACACCUCUGAGGGGUACACUGCCGUACUAACGCACAGCUGGAACACUCUGCUCCGGCGGGCUCAGUCCGAAUCAAUAACCACCGACUCUGGAAAAGAACAUGAUGACCGUAAUUCGGGUACUGAAGACCUUCCGACCUCUUUGAAUUCCUCGCAUAAUACUGAUGUUAUCACGUUGGAUAAAAUACCAGAACAACCCUGGCAAACUCAAACUUCAGCCGGAAAUCUUUUAAAUAUGCUCUCUGCCACAGCAGAUGGUGCGGUUAAACGGAAUCUGUUGCGAACGGAAAGUUACCAAUCCGUUUCAUCGGUCACCAGGGCACAUGGCAGAGUUCGUCAUUGCGUUUUCGAUUUCGAUACCAAAGCUUCCCUAAAGCACAAGAGCGACAGAUCUAAGCUACAGCAAGAGAUCCAUAAGACGUACCGCCCCGAUCAUGUACAAGGCGAGCGAUCUGGAAGUAAUCGCCACCUAGUGUUUGUUCUUUUGACAAACGACGCUGUUUCGUCACUUGCAUCAAGCAGAAUAAAGUUGGUCAAGGACGUCAUCAACUCAUCGGAUGUAAUGUUUUUACAUGGCGAGAAUGCUGAGGAGAGUGAACAGCCCAUCGAGUAUAACGCCUUCAACGCACAAAACGUCGAACGAAGAUACAAGUUGGAAUCAACAGCUGCAGUUGCGGAAGACUAUUAUAUCAAAGGUGGAAUGUCGUACUCGUUUUCUUUGGGAGUCAGCCGACUUCUUCCACACCUCGCGAGGCUGCAUAAAAAGGUUAGUUUCAAGCACAGAUCGUUUAAAUCAUUCUGCAACAUAGAAUUGUACUAUGUCAGAAUGGAUUCUGGCACAUCUCCUCGCGAAUCACUCUCGGUUCAUAGUCUCAUUGCGCCAGAUCGAGGCACGGCGAGGUCUAUUUUUCCUGGUAGGGUGAUAGUGGAGCAGUUUGUGAGUUACGCGUGGUUGUGUGAUGUUUAUUUCGACGGCUGCAUCGACCUGCGUGCUGAAAUAAGGCAGUGUCAAAAGAUGUCGACCGCAGGUGAGUCAAUGAUUGAUCAUUACUUCUCCAGGGAUGACGCGGAGCAACAUCGUAAGAGCAGCCACAGAUCCUUGACAUUUUCGGGCCCUUAUCGUGACGUCAAGUUCUUAUGGGGGUGGUCGAUUUAUAUGUUGGAUAGGAAAAAUGUGGCGGUCAGCGAUGACGACGCGUUACUCUUCAAAAUGCAUUGCGGCAUUUGCAUACGAGUACAUAGGUCGCUGAACGACAUUGCCAAAGAAGUGAAGAACGACUUGGGGUCACGCUUGAAACGGUUUAAUAUCGACGAGAGCGAUGUAUCUGCGUUUUUCUUCCACCCCAGGAUAUAUACUAAUUCGCUGGUGCUUCUGGACGACGCCACGUUGCGCAGUUCUGAUCUGGAGCAUUUAAAGAAAAACCCUUUUUACGCUAACGGGUGCGUCCGGGAAACAUUUGGGGGAUUCCCGAUAUGUUUUGGAAGGUACGAAGGUUUGCCUUUGUUAAGCUUGCGCUGGCUUAAGGACACGUUGCAAAAUGGUCGGCCGGAGCCGAUAGCGAAAUAUUUGCUACUAUCGUAG